Messenger RNA from Perca flavescens (yellow perch), 6344 nucleotides. RefSeq names its product leucine rich repeat containing 7 (gene lrrc7). Gene Ontology annotation, biological process: neurotransmitter receptor transport postsynaptic membrane to endosome; cell-cell adhesion; receptor clustering. The coding region runs from base 1 to 5115 and encodes 1704 amino acids. NCBI's taxonomy places the organism in Eukaryota, Metazoa, Chordata, Actinopteri, Perciformes, Percidae. The record is from RefSeq and is a predicted model, not a curated record. Gene Ontology annotation, molecular function: protein kinase binding. The transcript is spliced from 33 exons. Gene Ontology annotation, cellular component: postsynaptic membrane; basolateral plasma membrane; postsynaptic density.
AUGAAUGUUAAGGACAGCUCCAUAGUGCAGUGUCUGGAAAUGACCACUAAGCGAAAGCUGAUUGGCCGGCUGGUGCCGUGCCGUUGUUUCCGCGGCGAAGAGGAAGUGAUCUCAGUGUUGGAUUACUCCCACUGCAGCCUGCAGCAAGUCCCCAAGGAAAUCUUCAGCUUCGAGAGAACUCUGGAGGAGCUCUACCUCGACGCCAACCAGAUUGAGGAACUACCCAAGCAACUCUUCAACUGCCAGGCCUUGAAGAAGCUGAGCAUGCCCGAUAACGACUUGUCCAACUUGCCCACCACCAUCGCCAGCUUGGUUAACCUCAAAGAGCUAGACAUCAGUAAAAACGGUAUCCAGGAGUUUCCCGACAAUAUAAAAUGCUGUAAAGGCCUGUCUGUGGUGGAGGCCAGUGUCAACCCUAUCACCAAACUCCCAGAUGGUUUUACGCAGCUCCUGAAUCUGACCCAGCUCUUCUUAAACGAUGCCUUCCUGGAGUAUCUGCCGGCUAACUUUGGCAGACUCUCCAAACUACGGAUCCUGGAGCUGAGAGAGAACCACCUGAAAACCAUGCCAAAGUCCAUCCACAGACUGACACAGUUGGAGAGGUUGGAUCUGGGUAGCAAUGAAUUCUCUGAAGUGCCCGAGGUGUUGGAACAGAUCCACAACCUAAAAGAGCUGUGGCUGGAUAACAACUCUCUACAGUGUAUACCAGGGGCGAUAGGAAAACUUCGUCAGCUGCGGUACUUUGACUUAGCUAAGAAUCGUAUUGAGACGUUGGACACGGAUAUUUCAGGCUGCGAGUCCUUAGAAGACCUGUUGCUCUCCUCCAACAUGCUGCAGCAACUCCCUGACUCUAUAGGAAUGUUGAAGAAGCUGACUACAUUGAAGGUAGAUGACAACCAGCUGACCUCACUGCCUAACACCAUCGGGAGUCUGUCUUUAUUGGAGGAGUUUGACUGUAGUUGUAAUGAGUUGGAGUCUUUGCCUCCCACUAUCGGCUACCUGCACAACCUGAGGACCUUCGCUGCUGAUGAGAACUUCCUCUCAGAGCUGCCGCGGGAGAUCGGUAACUGUAAGAAUGUGACAGUAAUGUCACUGCGGUCCAAUAAACUGGAGUUUCUUCCUGAUGAGAUCGGACAGAUGACCAAACUACGAGUCCUUAACCUCAGUGACAACAGGUUAAAGAAUCUACCAUUUACCUUUACUAAGCUGAAGGACCUGGCAGCUCUCUGGCUUUCUGACAAUCAGUCCAAGGCUCUGAUCCCACUGCAGACAGAAGCCCACCCUGAAACCAAACAGAAGGUUUUGACCAACUACAUGUUUCCUCAGCAACCGCGACAUGAUGAGGAUUACCAGUCGGACAGUGACAGCUUUAAUCCUACUCUGUGGGAGGAGCAGAGACAGCAGAGGAUGACUGUGGCCUUUGACUUCGAGGACAAGAAAGAAGAGGAAGACAACUCUGGGAAGGUCAAGGUGGAGAUAAACCUAAAGCGCUACCCAACACCCUACCCUGAGGACCUUAAGAACAUGGUCAAGUCAGUGCAAAGCCUUGUGGGUAAAAGCGUACACGCCGGACACGGGCACCAGCACCAGCACCAACACCAGCACCAGCUCCAGCACCAGCUCCAGCACCAGCACCAGCACCAGCUGAGCACAGGCACUGCCACCUCGGCAGGAACCAACAUGGAACACACGCACCUCAGCAAAGAACAGUACGAACAACCAUGGCCCCUGCCUCCUAAAGAGGUGACAGACAGAGAGAUGCAGGACUUCUCUCAGUCUCAGCUAAUGGAUCAGGGAUCAAUGCAUAACUCUGGCAUUGACAUUCCCAAGAGGAAGGAUAAAGAGGACCUGACGGAGAGCUCUGAGGACUCAAUGGGCGGCUCUCCCAACGAUAUCCGUAUCUCUGACAUGAGGCCCACCCUGGUGGAUCCUCCUAUGUACAAACCAAAGGUGGUGCUGCUGGGGAAGGACAAGAAAGCCACCUACUCCGACUACUCUCCCUCACAGGGCUCCUCCGGCUCCUCCAACCCACCCGGCAACUCACACUCACACUCUCACUCUCACGGACACCCACACACUCCUGCCCUGCCGGCCCCAAACAAGGACCAGGCCCCUCAAACACACUGGACCAACAGACUUGCUCAGUCUUUCCCCAAACCCAUUGACUCCAAGCCCCUGCUAUCUCAGAGAGAAACCCCUCCAUCAGGAACCCUGCAGCAGCGUGGGGAUCGACGCCCACUGAGCGAGCCUUUUGAUUGGUCUGAGGCCCCUCACUAUGACAACACAGGUUUUGAUGCUGAGGAGUCUCCUCUGGACCCUCCAUCGUCUACUGGAAGUCAGGGAAACCCGCCGCUGGGCUCCAAACCCCGCAGCCAGUCAACACACGGGCGCCGCCCCCUCCUCAGGCAGGAGCGAAUCGUAGGAGUACCUCUGGAGCUGGACACUCAGACGCUCCCCUUCCACGGCAACCAACGCGCUCCGGACAAUGACCCACAAUCCGGACAUCCUUCCCAGAAUCCUUGGCAGAACUGGACCAGAACCCCCAGCCCGCUGGAGGACCGAACCGCUUUUCCUUCCAAACUGGACCUGACGCCCACCUCCAGCCCCAACCCUGACCGCAAGGACAUUGACCAAAGGCUGGAACAAGGCCCAGGCCCUUUGCCUGGCAGCUGGACGUACCACGACAAUCAGGGAGAGCAGAACAGGAAGGAUCAGCUAAGUGUCAGCGGCGGCAACAAGGUGACCGUGGUGAUGAGUAAAAGCUCAGACCGCCUGUCCCCCAUGAUGAGGGAGACGAGAUCUAAGUUUAAGAAGUCACAGAGCAUCGAUGAGAUUGACAUGGGCUCUUACAAGGUCUACAGUAUUCCUGUGGACACCUACAGUUCAUCCAUUGAGCAACAGACUAGUUUGGACCGUCAAGAUUUGCCCGGUUCUAUGGAGCAGACCAACAUGUCACGGUCACAGUCUGCCCCCAUGUUGGACGAUGAGCUGAUGUUCCCAGGACACGGAGGCAGCAACCAGAACCAGUCAGGACAGAACCAAAAGCCUGCCAUCCCACAUAAGGCCUACCACUUCGACCACAACUACAACCCCCAGGUGACCAUGGACCGUCGGGUCCCUCCCCCCUUCCCCAACACACCAGAUUAUGUCAACCACUCAUCGAAAGCUUUGGAGUACAUCAAUCAACCAGGGAAGACAUUACCCAAGGAGUUGGUGAGCCCUCGGUAUCGUGCAUAUCCACCACUGGAGAUGUUUUCUUUCCCCCAAUCACCAAUCAACCAGGAUGGUCAGCCCAGCCAGCAUCAGCAGCCAAUCCCAUCACAGCGCUCCAGGCCAGGGUUUUUGAGGAGAGCAGAUUCAUUGGUGAGCUCUACAGAGCUCGCUUUGUUCCGCAGAGUCCAUGAAGCCCAGCAAGAGGCGCUGCAGGAAGCUCAGUACAGACAGCAGGCAGACCCCCCUCUUUAUGGUCGGGCUCUGGCCUACUCCACCCCCAUGGAGCACUCUGCUCUCACCAACAUGGCAGACAGCCAGAGCCAGAUGAUGCACAACAAGAGAAAUGGUCGCUACGAUGACGAAUACCCCAGCUACCAGGAACAGAAGAAACCCAUGAUUGGUUAUCCGACCAAGAGCCUGACUCAGCGCCGCCCGCUGUCUGCCAGGAGCUACAGUACUGAGACCUACGGAGCAUCUCAGGCUCGUCCAGUCUCAGCUCGUCCCACCAUGGCUGCCCUGCUAGAGAAAAUGCCCCCAGACUACACUCUGGCAACUUGCCCUGAGAAACCAUCUGAUGACACAAUCAAAGUAAGACCUGGCGUACCACUGAAGCCUGAAGACAUCACCUCCAGGAUGCCUGCAGAUUGGAGGCAACAGCUACUUAGACACAUAGAGGCCAAACGAUUGGACAGGAGUGGUGUCCUAAAGCACAACACGCUCACGCUGGGCAUGCUCUGUCAGGGCAGGGGUCACGGCCAGGGGCACAGCAACACUUUGAACUUUAACCUUUACAAUAACACUAAGCAUGAGCACCCUGCUGGCCGCUGGCUGCCACUACCUCCUCCUCCAUCUGCUAACGCCGUGAAAAUAGAGUCGAGUAUUAGCAAGAGUCUUACCUCUAGGCGAAUGCGUUUUCUAACAGAUGGCCCGGGCUGUUCGUCAUCUGGGAAGACCCCCUCCCAGCAGGCUGCCAUGCUGGAUAAUGACCAGGAGGGGCUGUCAGGAAGCAACCAGUGGGCUCCCUACUCGCUUGGUAGGAGGGACGUCCCACCUGACAACCUCAUGAAAAAGAGUGCCCACUCCCACAACCCUUCCCACCAAUCACACAACACCAUGACAGUCACUUCCUCUUCCUCCUCCUCGUCCACUACGCCUCAUCGUGUGGUCGUGCAGCAGGGCUACGACGGGAUGAUGAACAAAGGGGGCCAAUACCAACCGGGCAUGCCCUUGUCAGUGGUUCCCUCUGGUGGGCCGGGGCAGUACCAAAGCAACAUGUCUCAAGGCCAUCCUGCUCCCGGACAGGGUUACCCUGGCGCCGGCAUGACCAUGGCCAUGUCCCCGUCUGGGAACCAACCCCAGUACAACCCCCAUUCCUCCCACACAUCCCAUCAGCCCGCCACCAACCCUCAGUACCACGGCAAUCAGGGCAUGGUCCAUAGCAACCAGGGCAUGGUCCAUAGCAACCAGGGCAUGGUCCAUAGCAACCAGGGCAUGGUCCAUAGCAAUCAGGGCAUGGUCCAUAGCAAUCAGGUUGUCAUGACCCACACCAACCCGCGGCCUCAGAGUGCUCGUUGCCUGUUGCAGACUAAAGGCCAGAAGAGCACGGAUGGUUUCCAGGAACAGUUGUGUGUGAGAAUAGAGAAGAACCCUGGUCUUGGUUUCAGUAUCUCUGGUGGCAUCAGCGGCCAGGGGAACCCCUUCAAACCCUCCGACAUGGGUAUCUUUGUUACUAGGGUACAGCAUGACGGGCCCGCCGCAUCCACCCUGCAGCCCGGAGACAAGAUUCUGCAGGCUAACGGACAUAGUUUUUUACACAUGGAGCAUGAGACAGCCGUCUCUCUGCUGAAGAGUUUCCAGCGGACGGUGGACUUGGUGGUUCUGAGAGACAGCAGCACGUGCUAAAAAAAAAAAAAAAAAAAAAAGUUUUAUAACAAACAAACAAAUAAACACAACAACGCUUCUCUACUCUGCUCAUCGCCAUCCCAUGCCACCCUCCACCUGCCCUCCGCUGGAGGCUCGUGGAACCGAAAAAUGAGCCGCCUUUUUUACCUUUGUAGGGGAACACACAGACAUUGAUUUGCCUAUUGCUGGACCAAAGGCAAAUACUAGUGCCAAAUGUACCAUAGGAAACAUAUCGGCUCUUCUGUCUACCGGCGGUCAGGGACCUGAUCGACGGCUGGACGGACCACAGAAGGACUCUCUGAGUUCCUACAGGGCUGCUGCAGUUUGAAUUUUGUGGUCGUUAAUUAGGCAGUCAUCUGAUCAGUCAGUCUGAAUAGUUAUUUUUUGUUUGGUUAGUUAGCAUUCUGGGGUCUUUAUGCUUUUUCUCCGCUGCCUUUUAUUUUGCUGUCCAUGGUAGAUUUUGAAUGAUUUGUUUGGUACAGCACAUUAUUCACUUUUCCGUCUUCAUUAGUGUUCUUCUUUGCUUUUGUUCUGUUUUCUGUUGUCCUCUAUUCUGUUCUUUUCUUUUGACUUGUAUCUUCUGUUAUUCUCUUUUGUUCACUGCCUUAUGUUUUAUUAUUUUCUGCUGUCUUCUGUUCUGCAGGUAUUAUUGCCUCCAGUGUACAGAAAUUGAAAACUUAGGACUUUCUGCCUUGUGUACAUAUAUAGAGCUGCAGUUUUCCAGAGCCACACUUUCCUUGGGGCCUGGACAGACAGCUCUUAAAGUUUAUGAUUAAUAUAAACCACAUUCUGAAUUCUAUCUUAUGAACAUACAGGGAUUAUUUCUCCAAAUGGACAAUUUUCUAAAGUAUACCACUGAUUUUUUUUUUUCUGUAAAGAAAACACUGUUGAUAGUUCAUUAAUGCUACUCGUUUUUUUGUUUUAUUUUUUUAAAAACUGUUGCUUGCACAGCUGUGCUGAAAAGAGCUAAAGCAAUACUUCUGAGGCUCGGCCCACAGUGCCAUCUAUAGAGCAAGUCAUGCUAAUGUUUACACACACUGCCAUGCCCAUGAGCUAACAGGCAAACACACAGUAGACGUAUGUGCCCCCAUACACAACACAUAUGCAAUGGUGCGCACUGUGCACUAUUCAUAAUGAAGCCCUGUCAACACUCUAGCCUGACUUUACAAUUCAACUGCUAUAAUAAAACUCUCUCUCACACACACACACACACACACACACACACACAC